AUGCGCCGUUCAAUCCUUUUCUUUGCUUCUCCUCUUGGAGCGUUGGCUGCGACUCCAUACUCAACAUGGAUGGCUGAUUCGGUCAUCUCCCGUGGUGAGGCCGCUGGAUCUGGUGUAUCUUACGAGACAGGUGUGAUCCAGAAGAGCUUCGAGAUGAUUCACAACAAAACUGGGACGGCCAAGUACCUCAAUUAUAUCACGACCCAGACAAACAAGAUGAUUUCUUCAUCUGGAGGUAUAUCCAACUAUAACUUUCCAUUAUACUCGUUGGACCCCAUUCGACAAGGCGAAUCAUUGAUUUACGUCUACGAAAAGACUGGACAGUCCAAAUACAAAACUGCGGUCGAUACCUUCCGUUCUCAAAUCAACUCGCAACCACGAACUCCAGAGGGCGCAUUCUGGCACCGAUCUACAUACCCGAACCAACAGUGGCUCGAUGGUAUUUACAUGACCGACAAUUUCUACGCUACUUAUACCGCCAAGUACAAUCCCACAAAUACAACUGCUUGGUCUGACAUACUAAAACAAUACACCCUUGCGGAGCAACAUUUACGCAACAGUACUAGCGGUCUCCUCUACCACGGCUACGAUUCCUCUCUGAAAGCAAAAUGGGCUGCGGCUCCUACGGGCCACUCCCCCGAAGUAUGGAACCGUGCGCUAGGGUGGUACGCAAUGUCUCUCGUUGACAUUCUCGAAUGGUUCCCCAAAUCCAACUCUGGGCACACUACGCUUCUAUCGUACCUGCAGCGCCUCGCACCCGCGUUGAAAACGUCCGCGGACUCUAGUUCCGGAGCAUGGUGGCUUGUCAUGUCUCAGCCUGGAAGGAGCGGUAACUAUAUCGAGUCGUCGGGAAGUUCGAUGUUCGUAUAUGCGUUGUUGAAGGGUAUUCGAUUGGGAUAUUUGGACAAGGCGACGUACUUCCCGGUUGCUGAGAAGGCGUACAAGUACAUUGUGGACAAAUUUGUGAUAGAAGAAUCCAAUGGUACAUUGGGCUUUGAGGGAACAGUAUCUGUCGGUAGUCUCAGUGGUAACGGUGAUUAUGCUUACUAUAUCUCUGUUGACAAGCGUAAGAAUGAUCUCAAGGGUGUGGGUCCAUUCAUCAUGGCCUCGUAA
Molecule: messenger RNA, 1113 nt
Organism: Rhizoctonia solani
Lineage: Eukaryota; Fungi; Basidiomycota; Agaricomycetes; Cantharellales; Ceratobasidiaceae
Product: cell wall glycoside hydrolase YteR
Exons: 8
Coding region: 1-1113 (370 amino acids)
Biological process (GO): carbohydrate metabolic process
Source: RefSeq, a predicted model, not a curated record